AUGCAACAAGCUUCACCGAAGAGGCGAAAACUCGACCACAGUCAGUCCGCCACUAUCGACGAUACCGGCCGCGAAAAUGGACAACCCACUACCCCGACCCGAGCGUCGUACCUCUCGCCGACAAAAAGUUCUCUAGCCCGCUCACACCCCCACCUCAUCACUCGUUCUAAUCGACGCUCUGCCACCGAACCGAGAGGCAAAGCACUGCGAGACGAGAUUCUGAGCGCAACAACUCAACCUGUGCAAGCACCAAAGACUGUGUCCCAAAUCCAGCAGUCUCAACGCUUGGAUGCUGCUGAUGAUCCAGCUCCGAGACAGGGGAAUGAGGGGGCGUCCGAGACACAUCUGGACCAUACCGCGGAAGAAUCUGCUGUCGGCGCGAAUUCAACACAGCGCAGUGAACGCGACCGCCUCCCUUUGAACGAACGACAACCAACACAAGAUAGACGCCGAGAAAGGAGCACCUCGGACGAAGACCCUGCACCACCGAUCAUAUUACCACAACUGGUAUCAAGGAAAGAGUUAUCCGCUAGGCCACUCCCUCGCGGUCUGUCUGGCGAGCCCGAUUUGCCGCCUACGCCUAUCGAACUUGGCUUAAGUCCCGCGCCCGAACGUCCUCGAGGCCUGGCAUCGAGCAGCAGCCCCAGAUCCUCGAACAUGAGCAGGAGCUCUAAAAGACAGAGGACACGGUCGGGUGCGCCCAUCACAAGCAGCCCGCUCAAAACAAAGGCACCCCAAGCGGCCAAAUCCGACAACGAGGAAGCACCGGAUGAAGAGGCUACUGAGGAGGAUGUUCAGGAAGCACCAGAGAGUGAGCCUGUUGUGGCGCACCAAGAGAAUGUGGAAGAUCCUACAGUGUCGGAUGAGCAACAUUCAACACUUCGGUCGCUGCAGGGCCAACUGGAGCAGCUGAGGCAAGAUUGUCAGCACCUUCAGAAGGCUAUUGAUGACGAUAACAAUUUGAGCGAGGAAACCUUAGCUAUCCUCCGACAGUCUCUCCUGCGGAAUGAUACCCUUCGGAUAUCGAAGUCUGGCAAGGAGGGAGACAACUUCUCUACAUACCUGACAUUGUUCGCGCCGGCCAAUUUACAACUUACAAGUCAUACUGAGACGAAACUCAUAAAAGAUCGAACAAAGAUCAUCCAUCGGCUGAAGGUGGAAGCACCGCCUCCGUGGCUCCCGAAUGCUCUCUUCUGCGUGUUUGAAGUCGCCAUUGAUGCCGAGAACGCACAGAUUGAACAUGUGGAACUGAACGAAGUAAUGUUGGCCGUUACUCGCCGCACCAAGUCGAACAAGGCCGAAAUCUACAGAUGGGUCCAUGACCGCUUAGAGCACCCUCUCCAUCGACUUGACGUUAGCGGCCUGGUUUGGGGCAUGGGACGAUGGUUCAAUGCCGCGGUGGAACGGGCCAAAGUCUUCCGAUGGAUUGACUUGAAGUACAAAAGACUCCAAUCCGACGUCACCGGGCAGGUAGACGUAAAAGACGAAGGGUGGAAUCGAGAGACAUGCAUUGAACUGGCACGAUAUCUGGACAGCACUCAAAACUCUGCCAUUGAUGUCGAUGUGAUAGAAACCACUGGCGGCAAGAAGUACCGGAAGAAACUCAUGCUGACUUGGAAAAUCGACUUGGACUGGGCUGGCGGCCUCACCUCGAACAUUCAGAUCUCCGCCAGUGGCAUCCCUCUGAAGGCAGAGCCUGGGUUGAAGACCAUCUUCUGCAGCCUCGUCCCAAGGGUGGGCGUGAAGGGUGCGUUCGAGAACGUCUGGAGCGUGAUUCAUAGUGAGGCGGAGGAGUACAAGUUCGACAGUGCUAAGGGAAAGGGAAAGAAGCGACGGGGAAACGAAUGA
Cladophialophora carrionii CBS 160.54 is the source of this 1848-nucleotide messenger RNA. RefSeq lists its product as uncharacterized. The coding region runs from base 1 to 1848 and encodes 615 amino acids. The record is from RefSeq and is a predicted model, not a curated record. The transcript has a single exon. Lineage: Eukaryota; Fungi; Ascomycota; Eurotiomycetes; Chaetothyriales; Herpotrichiellaceae.